GCAUUAAAGAUCCAGAAUGAAAUGCUUUCAGUUUCCUGUGAAAAUGUCAGAAAACCUGGAGGUGAAACGGAAACAGAGCCAUAAUGAACUGAAGAUUGUUUGAAAUUACACCAUUUUAUUCAGUGAAAAUUUUAAAUCGGCAAAAACAGAAUUAUUUUACAGAUAUUUGACACCUUUUCAUAGAGCAAAAACUAAAUAUAUCGUCCACAUCAAACAUCAGAAUAAUAAAAAUAAUAAUAAUUUUUAAAAAAUUAUCUAAGUUUCUUCUUUUACACGUUUGACUGUAAUAUUGAGGGGGGUGAGGGUGGGGGGGCAACAAGUGUCAUCAUUGGAGGAGGGGCGGUGACGUCACAUACUCUACCAGGUGGCAUUCCUACGGGGGGCCACAUUCCUCGCUGGGGAGUGAUGCAUGCAGGGAAAAUAUCCGCCGCCUCCUUCUGCAGAGGAACAAUAAGCUGACGGCCGGAGAGGAGACACCGCAGCCCGGAUCCUGCUCCUCCUCUCUCGGUGCUUCUCUGUGUUCAAACCGGCGGCUGGUUGCAGCUCCGCGGAGGAGGUAGGCGGCGGGAUGUCCUCCCCGCAGGUCUCCUCGGCCCGCAGACAGUCAUGCUACCUGUGCGACCUGCCCCGGAUGCCCUGGGCAAUGAUCUGGGACUUCACCGAGCCUGUCUGCCGGGGCUGCGUCAACUACGAGGGCGCGGACCGGAUCGAGUCGUCUCGAGACGGCCGGCACCUGAAGCGGGCUCACGGCUUCCAGGAGGGCCGCUCCCCCGCCGGAGGACCGCAGCAGCAGCAGCCCCCCGCCGCGAAGAGCCAGGCGGUGCUGCUGAGUGGGAAGGAGGCGGUGGGGCAGCUGAACCACCACCACCACCAGGCGGACGGACCAGGAAAGGCUCAGCAGCCCGGACUGGAUCGGUACUCGCUCGGAGGGGACAGCCGGGCUCGGUUCGACUACAGCGGCCACAGCAGCAGCAGCAGGCUGCCCAACGGGCUCGGAGGACCGAACGGCUUUAAGGACGACGGACCGCCUGAGCUGAACCGACAGAGCCCGAACUCACGGAGCAGGAGCCACGGAGGCCUGGUGUCGGCACCAGGACAGAUGAAUGUACCGCCGAACUUGCUGCCGCAGACCCUCCUGAACGGACCGGGUCCGCACAUGUCCAGCAGAGCCCCGCCGCAGAGCUCCAUGGUCGGCGUGCUGCCCGGACAGGUCGGGCUGACGGAGCCCGGAGGAAAGCGGCCCGCCUCGGUGUCCAGCACCGACCAGGAGCGGGAGCUGAAGGAGAAGCAGCGGAACGCGGAGACUCUGGCCGAGCUGAGCGAGAGUCUCCGGAACCGGCAGGAGGAGUGGAGCAGCAAGCCGAAGACGGUCCGGGACACGCUGGUCACCCUGUCCGGCUGCACGCCGUUCGACGUCCGCUAGAAAGACCACGGGCUGGUCGGCAGAGUGUUCGCCUUCGACGCGGUGUCCAAACCCGGGAUGGACUACGAGCUGAAGAUUUUCAUCGAGUAUCCGAGCGGCUCCGGGAACGUUUUCUCCAGCGCCUCGGGGGUCGCCAAGCAGAUGUACCAGGACUGCAUGAAGGACUUCGGCCGGGGUCUGUCCUCCGGCUUCAAGUACCUGGAAUAUGAGCGGAAACACGGCUCCGGGGACUGGCGGCUGCUCGGGGAUUUACUACCGGAGUCGCUGCGGUUUUUUAAGGAGGGCGGGGGAGACAUGCUGCCACAGCCCUACAUCGACGGCAGCUACCCGCUGCUGCCCACUUCCCUGGUGCUGCCUGGGGCUCUGGCUUCAGGCAGCGGGAGCAGCAGCUCCAGGGCCAGGAAGAGGAAAGCCUCCCCGGAGCCGGACUCUGACGGCGGGCUGAAGCUGACGGAGGAGCAGCAGCGGCAGCAGUGGAUCAACAGCCAGACCGAAGCCCUCAAACUCUCCAUGGCCGCGGGCUCCUUCGCCGGUCCGCCGCCGCCUCUCGGCCCGGGACACCCGGCCGCAGCUCCCCCCCAGAGCCCUCCGCGCCCCCGCAGAAACGGACAGUCACCGAUGGCCGCGCUCAUGUCGGUCGCGGACACGCUCGGGAACGCACACUCCCCCAACAAGGACCGGGACUCGGUCCACUCCACCACCUCCUCCUCCAGACACAACAGCAGCAGCCCGGUGUCCCCCGCCUCCGUGUCCGGCCAGAGGCGCCUCUCGUCCCGCAACGGGGACCUCGGGCUGCCGGCGCCGUCCCAGUCCUCGGGAGGCCUGGACCCGGUGCACGCCCAGAACGUGCCCGACUCCCCGAUGGCCAACAGCGGGCCUCUGUGCUGCACGAUCUGCCACGAACGCUUGGAGGACACCCACUUCGUGCAGUGUCCGUCGGUUCCGGGCCACAAGUUCUGCUUCCCCUGCUCCAGGGAGAGCAUCAAGGCCCAGGGAGCCUCCGGGGAGGUGUACUGCCCCAGCGGGGAGAAGUGCCCGCUGGUCGGCUCCAACGUGCCCUGGGCCUUCAUGCAGGGAGAGAUAGCGACCAUCCUGGCUGGAGACGUGAAGGUAAAGAAGGAGAGAGACCCGUGAGGAGGAAGAGGAGCAGCUGGAGCUCUUCAUCAUCAGUCUGCUGAGAAUCUUCUGUCUGUCAGUGGAGGGACGUAUUGAUCCCAAGCAAUCAAUCAAUCAGUCUGCUUUUAGUGUGGAUCAGAAAUGAGGUACUUUAACUGAGUCUUUUUUUAUUUUCAUGCAGCAUUUCACAGCUUAUGAUUCUUUUUACACAAAUCAAACACACAAAAUAGUAAAAACAAGCAGAGCUCAGUAGUUUAUUCGCUGUUUCAUUCAUUUUUCAGGCGAUUAAUGUUCAAUAUUUGCUUUCUUUCUGGCACAUUGUUUGAAAUAUUUGAAUUUAUUUGUGGGAAAAUUGAAGUUUGGACUGUGAAGGAGACAAAAUAAUGCUGUUUACGCAUAAAUGAAUUUGUAUUAGUCUAAUUAUAUAAUACAGGUACAGUAGUAGUUAUUCACUACAUUUAUGUUACAUACUUUUGGGUAUUUUUGCAGUAUUUUAGUGUGUAAUACUUCCUUCACCACUCAAUAUAUGCAUUUAAACACCAUAUGUACUGAGUACUUGCAUUUAUAUUUGACCAAAAUGAUGAAAUUUGCAGGACAAUUAACAGGAAAUAUGAGUAAUUUGCCAGAUUUUGACUAAAAUGACUCCCUCUUAAGUGUUUCUCAGUCGUCCUGCAGCAUCUGAACCAGAGAAGCUUCAAUAUUUUUCACUCCAAUUUCUAAAAACGCUGCGAUGAUGAAGUGCAGCGGUUGAUUUAGUGUAGGAGUCUCACACCUAUUUUCUGCAGAAUCAUGACCAGAUUAUUUUGUUUAAUAAAGAAAAGGCCUUAAAUGGUUUAAACUUAAAAUACAUUUCUGAAAGUUUGUUUAUUUUUUGCUCCUUUAUCAGUCCAAAACUAAAAGAUCUGUUUUAUUUCCACGUACGUCAGAAAUCUUCACAUUUUGCAGGUUUACAUGAAGAAUGACUGAAACAGUUGAUCCUAUAAUUAGUUAAUUAAUUCAUCCACCUGCUUUCUGCCGCCUCCAUUUAUUCAUUAACGGUUAAUUUAAUUAAUUAUAUCGUGGGGGACUUACUGUUCCACACAGCUGCAAGUGUCGUCCAAUAACAAAUAAUCACAGUUUAUUUUGUCCCUGCUGCUUCUCCGUCAGACUUUGAGGCUUUGUGGUGAAAUUACGUCGAUAAUUCUUGAAUUUAAUUUCUCUUUUGCGGUUUUAUUUGCAGUGAAGCCGUCGACGCUUGGCAGGAAAGAGUUCUUAAACCUAAAACACGUGAAAGAACUUAACGUUUUCUCACUAAUUACACACUCUGGGCUUUUCAAGGCUCAUAUUCGAUUGAAAAAAACAUUUAAUUAACAUAUACUUUUCAGAAUAAAAGGGCGUUUUAUGUGUCCAGACGAGUGUAGAAUAAUACAAACCAGAUGCCGUCGAUCUCCUUCCAUCCAUUACUGCACAUCUGGUUUCAUUAAAUUCUUUAUUUUCUGCAAAUUUGCUGAAAAUAUAAACGUCUUUUAAGUUGUUUCAUGAAUUACAAGAGCAGGAAAAUGAAAAUGGAUCAAUAUCGUGUUAGAAAGUGAAAAGUUUGUUGAUAUUUUUAUUUUAUUGUAGUACAAAUUCAUCAUUUAUCUUGUAAAAUGUGAAUCUUUUCACCUCUUUACUUGAUAACUUACAUCAAUAAUGCAGAUAAAUUGAAGAGUGUUUCUCUCCUGCUUCGUUUCUUCUGUUAUUGAUCACACUGAUGACUUAUCAAUUGAUCUCGUUGAUCGAUGAAACUCCUUCAAAUCCGUCUCAAAGUCAUCGAUCAAUAACAGCAGAUCAUUUAUCUGCACUGAACUUUUAUCACUUUGCGAUGUAAAAUGUUCACACGAGAACCAGAUAAGUAGUUUAUUGUUGCACCCUGAUGUGUUUUUAUGUCGUAAUAACAUUAAAACAUCUUGUUUUAACACUAAACUUUUCACUUUAUAGCAUGAAACUGAUUCAUUUUUUUCAUCCCGGCAUCGCGUUGCUGCUGUAAUGAAUCAUAUCAAACAGUUUUUACUACUUUAAAAACAGUAAAUAUUUAAUUAGCUGACUGUGCAGGAGAAUAUUCUGCAGCUCUGAGGGAUUUUUUAGGACUGAAGCUGAAAAAUCUACUAAUUAAUUAAUCGUUACAGCAAAAAAAUACCAAGAAAAACACUGAUUUCCAGCUUUUGUUCUGGUUCGACAUGAAAAUAAUUGCUUAUUUUUAUCUCUGGUUUAAUAAACGAAACAUUUAGAGACGUCAGCGUGGACUUUUAACGGAGAAUAAAGAAAUUAACUGAUAAAUUGGAUCAAAUCUGUUUUAUUUCUACAGCAUGUUUUUAAAAAUCAAAGUGAUGUUCAUCUUAGACGACGAGCAACAACAAAAAUCUGUGCGACAAAACAGGAUCGAAAUGUUCAAAAUCCACAUUUAAAAUUAAAGAAUGUGGAUUAAAAUGAAGCACGGAACAGAAAAACAACUUCUAAGAUCGAAUUAUUGACAGAUUUUUACUCCAUAUAAAAGUUUAAAUCAGUUUAUUAACUAAUUUAUUCAAAAGUUUCUUCAAGUUUAAGGACAGGUUCAUCAGGGACAAAAGAAGCUCAGUUAAAGUUUUCUCACCACAUUUUUUUUUUAAUAAAAUCAGAUUUCAACCUUAAAUAUGAAGAUAAUUUUAAAUAAAAGUGUGAAAAUGUUUAGUUCCACCAUAAAAGCUGUAAAAUGAUGCAAUGCUGAAGUGCUUUUUUUCUUUUUUUCUUAUUUGCGUCCUCAUUUAUUUCACAUGGCACAGAAAAAACUGCAGGAAAUUGGUAUUCAGAGGCUGAAAGACUUAAACCGUGUGGUCCUGUUGUUUAGAGAUGUGUUAACUCGAGCUGGACCCGAAUAUCCGAAUAUUCGUUCGCUACGGCGCUGUCCGAAUAUUCGCCCUUCCCCCGUUGGACGUUACGGGGCGGAACGAAUAUUCGGAUAUUUGUCUUUAAUAGGGCCUGAAUAUUCGGAGGCCAGAAACCACUAUUCAGGCCAGCCCUAGUUCACUCACUGUUUAUUUUCAUUCUUGGGUAAGGUUUGCUGUAGUUUUGGUUUAGUUUUGGUUUCAGUAGUGCUUUUGUUUUUAGUCACUGUUUACGCCCGUUUUCGGUUGUAUUUACUUUGGUUUAAAGUUGUGGUUUCCUUUUGUUUUUGUCGUCAGCAUUUACUUUCUUUUACUGUCGCUGUUUGCCAUCAUUUUCUUCACUGUUUACAUUCAUAUAGUUUCGUUGUCGGCCAGUCUUUACUUUCCUAACCCCCUUUUCGAUCACUUAGUUUUUCUUCGUUGGCUGUUUACUUCCAUUUAUGGUCGGAGUUCUUCAGACGCUGUUUGUCAUUUUCAGGCACUGUUUACGUUUCAUUUGUUUAUGGUCAAUCUACACUUUUGUGUUUACUUUCGUUGUUAGCUGCUAUUUACUCUAAUUUUCAUUCACUGUUUAGUUUUGUUUUUGGCAGCUAUUAACUUUGGUUUUGCCGUUUACAGCCUUUUUUUCGAUUGCUUUUUUUACGGUUACGCUACAAAAGUUUUUGGUUUAAAUACACUGUAAAACAAGGCUCUGGUUGUUUCCUGUAGUCUCAUCACAAAAAUAGCCUCUUAAAAAAACGUGAGCAUUGCAGAUUUUUACAGCUUUUACUGUGAAAAUACAUAUUAUUUUUUUUGCUAAUUGCUCCACUGCACAGUCAUUUGUGACACUGGGCUGAUGCAAGGUAGAUGGGAAAACACGCACAUCUGGUUUUAAAUGGUGUUUAAACUGUUUUUUAAAGUAAUUUGUACCUCAAAGCAGAUGAAAUGUAUGUAGAAGCUGUGUGUAAUUAUUGUCUGUUAGGGGGAAACAUUUAGCCUCAAACAUUUCUAGUGUUUCCUGAAGUUUUAUGGACGGAUUCACAGCAGUGGAUCGUCGACGUACGAUGAUAACUUCAGUUUUCUCUCCACUGACACGUUAACGAAGUCGUGAGGUUUCUCAGCGGCCGGAUGAAGGCGGCAGCGGUCAAACAUAUAAAUAUUCUACGUGUGGAUGUUCCAGAAACUGUCGUCUAACAGAAAUCCGAGUGUUGGUGUUUGUCGGAGGUGAACAGUGAUGUUGUGGUUCAGAGACUGACGGUAACAAAAACUUCAUCAUCGCGUUAUAAAGUCGUGUCUGUCAAAGGAAAAAACAAAAACGAUACGUUUUUUAUUUUUUAUAGAAGCUGUUUGGAUUUUUUUUUUUAGAAUCAUUUUUGAUUUUUUUGUAUUUUUAAUUGAUGAUUGAAAAUUUUUAAAUUAAUUUAAAUGUUUUCCUGCAAUAAAGACCUUUUUCUUCAGCCUUUCUUUGUGUUUUUGUUUCACAUCGGAGGUUUGAUUCGGCGGUUCCUGUUUCUGUUCCUGUAGUGACGAAUAAAAAUGAUGAAGCAGAUGAAACGAACAUUUGAUCUUGUAACGUGCCUUGGAGCUGAGUCCGUUGUAAUAAAUUUCAUUGGUAUGAA
Molecule: messenger RNA, 7019 nt
Organism: Acanthochromis polyacanthus (spiny chromis)
Lineage: Eukaryota; Metazoa; Chordata; Actinopteri; Pomacentridae
Product: interferon regulatory factor 2 binding protein-like
Biological process (GO): regulation of transcription by RNA polymerase II
Cellular component (GO): nucleus
Molecular function (GO): metal ion binding; transcription corepressor activity
Source: RefSeq, a predicted model, not a curated record